Triticum urartu is the source of this 2407-nucleotide messenger RNA. RefSeq names its product protein MAIN-LIKE 1. Gene Ontology annotation, biological process: meristem development; meristem maintenance. Lineage: Eukaryota; Viridiplantae; Streptophyta; Magnoliopsida; Poales; Poaceae. The record is from RefSeq and is a predicted model, not a curated record.
UGCAGGGAAAUUACCGUGUGCCGGAUGGCUUUGGCAUGCCCCCUACUCCUACUCAUCAACAAGAAGCGAUCUGAAGGAGAAAGUGGCGAGGCAGCCGUGAGUGGGCGAGGGACGCGGUUGGUUGUCAAGUAGGGCUGGUAGCACCAUUCAGGAAUUGCCAUAAAUUUGGACUGCUCUACAGAAAAAGAGGGAGCGAGCUUGCAAUGCAUGUUGUCCUGGUUGCCACGUUUCGGCUUCACGGGCGUCCACUGGAACCCCAUGUCAGCGCGAGCCUUUCCUUUCCCAAAGGAGCCAGAGUCAGGCCAGUCAUAAUAAUAUAUGACCGCCAAGAGAAGAGAAGAGCAGAGCAGAGCAGUCCGUUCGUCGCCAAAAACCCGCUGGCCGCUGCCCUUGCCCAUUCCACUCUGCACUUCCUUCGUCUUCCUGCGAUUCACCCUGCAGAACUAAAUGGAAUCCUCGGAGGCGGUACCAACAGGCAAAGGUCGCAAUCAGGAAGCUCGUGAACUAUCACUGUGCCAGACGACGGAGGAGCUCAAGACAUGGAAUCUGAAUGAACGGCAGCAACAGUUAGUCGACGCCAGUGGGCUCGGAAAUCUGAAAUACAUGGGAGAUCUGGCCAUCAACCGCACUAUGCUCAGGGUAUUUUGCGAGCUUUGGAGCAAAGAAACAAACACAGCAAGGUUCCAUGACUUUGAAAUGGCACCAUCACUCAGGGACACUGCCUACAUACUGGGAAUUCCGAUCAUAGGCCGUGCGGUGACCACCGGGGCUGUGCUCAACAUGUCGUCAGAAGAGCUGCUCCUCCAAUACCUUGGCCGAGUUCCUGGUUCAAAGGACUGCAGGGGUAGCCGUGUGAAGCUCUCUUGGUUACACUCCAAGUUUAGUCAGCUCUCGGAGCAUCCCACUGAUAAAGAAAUUGCGUGCAAAACAAGAGCAUAUCUCUUGUACUUGAUUGGAGCAACCCUGUUUUCAGACAAAGACAAGGGCUAUGUCUCUCCAAAGUACUUACCACUCUUGUCGGACUUUGACAAGGUACGAGAGUACGCAUGGGGCACUGCUGCUCUUGCUCAUCUUUACAAGGCUCUCUCUGCAUUAGCGUCUUCUCACUCUAUUGCCAGAAAAAGACUAUUCGGCAGCGCCACUCUGCUCAUGGGGUGGAUAUAUGAAUAUAUUCCAGCGAUGCGCCCUGAAAUGGAGGAUGAUCCAGCACUUGUCGUCCCACGAGUAUGCAGGUGGGCCGGGCACGCAAUAUCCCAACCAGCAAAGGAAGCUUCAGAUAUCAGAAAAGCUUUCAGUCAGCUUCGAGUUUCAGAUGUGAACUGGGAACCUUACAAGGGUAUGGAUCCUGCAUCUAUUCCCAACAUCUGCUCGGCACCCGAUAGCAUCUGCUUCUCCAGAACAUGGCUGAUCAACUUUAACGUGAGGGAAGUAUAUCUCCCAGAUCGAUUUGCUCGUCAGUUUGGUCAAGAACAGCAUCCGGUCGGCGAUGUUGGUGGGUUCCAGCGACAUCAGUGGAACGCGUCAGUGGAUUGGAGCCUGGAGUAUGCAUCAGAGAUCAAACAUUUCGAGCAGUUGAUCAAUGCUACUCGUCCUGAUCAUACAGCAGUUGCUGCCACUUGUAAAACGACUGAGGAUGUUUUUACGCCAGCGAGCACGGCACGAGAAUUUCCUGGUCUCAAAUUGCUUGCAGUGGUGGAAAGCAUCAAGAAGGAGCUCCCAACCAUCACGCGAUUUCUGGAGCAACGGUCACUUCCCGUCGAGGUAGCCACGUCGUUUGCUCGGAUCCAUGAACUACUGGAGGAUUCUCACUUGAAGGAAGGAAAUGCCGCAGUGGAUGCUGGGGGCGAGGGGACCUCUGAGUUGACUGCACCGCACCCUCCUGCCAUUCCACCGCAUGGGCCUGUGCCUGAUGAAGCGGUGCAGAACGGCAGCGAUCGAGACGGCAAGGCGGGGGAAGAGGAGGCAUCGGAAGGGAGCGAGGACAGUGAGGAGGACGGAAGCCAUAAGGGGCGGAAGCGACCGCCGCUUCGGAGGAGCAAUCGAAGCUGCGUGCAGGCCAAGAGGUUCAAGAACCGGGGAGGGAAAGGGUCCCAAGCCUCUGACCCCAUCGUGCUGUGACUGCUGCAUUCAUCUGCUCACUCCGUGCUAAGAGCGUUUUCAACACUACUUAUAUUAUGGGACAGGGGAGUACCAUUUUAUUGCCGGAUAUUACAUUGCAGUGAUUUGUUACACUCAGAUUUAUACCGGGACGUAGACGGCUAGAUACCCACACGGGCCAUUUCCCCUCUUAGCCACUUGCAAGAACUAGUGAGAUUUGCUUUGGCUGAAUAAGAGUCAUCGGUAGCUGAAUAAUGUGAGCGAAACGAGCUAUUAGAGCAUGGUUAAUAGUAUAGCCAAUUUAUUCUUA